AUGUCGUUCCUAGGAUUCGGAGGAGGGGCUCCCCAGAUCUCUUCAGAGCAGAAAAUCCAGGCCGCUGAGGCCGAGCUCGACAUGGUCACCACCAUGUUCAACCAGCUCGUCGACUCGUGUCACAAGAAGUGUUUUGACAGAAACUACGCCGAAGGAGACCUGACCAAGAACGAGAGCUUGUGCAUCGACAGAUGUGUUGCCAAGUACUUCGACGCCAACGUCAAGGUGGGCGAGAGCAUGCAAUCAUUGGGCAAGAGCGGAAGUCUCAACAGGAAAUAA
Molecule: messenger RNA, 279 nt
Organism: Ogataea angusta
Lineage: Eukaryota; Fungi; Ascomycota; Pichiomycetes; Pichiales; Pichiaceae
Exons: 1
Coding region: 1-279 (92 amino acids)
Biological process (GO): protein insertion into mitochondrial inner membrane
Cellular component (GO): mitochondrial inner membrane
Source: RefSeq, a predicted model, not a curated record